AUGUCAUAUCUCACUCACGGGAACUGUUGUUAUAAACACGUGUAUCCAAACAUUGCUAUCGAUACACCAAGCAGUAUUGAUACACACGUUUCGUAACUAAUAAAACAAUGGAAACAUUGAUCAACAAAUCAAUUAAGGAAAAACACUUACGGCUAUUGCUGAAUUAUUUAUUGGCAUAAUCGUCGAGAUACCGUUGCUUUUGUACAUGUUGUUAAUACUUCUGGAUUAAAUGUCUAAGGAUUUCAGUUUAACUUUUGAUUUUAAUCUACUCAACCAUCUUCGCUAUUGUGUCGCUUAAUGUAUUAUGUGUGAUGCUCAUUAUGGAUUAAUGUGAAAUAUGAAUUAAAUGGACUGGAAUCAUCGUCGAGUACACGUAGAUCCACCGAUUAGUAAUUUAGCAAAACAGAUGGAGGAAGAUGCCCACGAUGAAUACGCCCGGUACCAACAGGAGCCGGGCAAGCGCCCGAAAGACGUCGCCGGCCGCUAUGAGCUCACGCGCCCCUCCCUACGCAGCCUGCAGACGGGGAUUAAGGCAAAAUUCCUCACCGUCUACACAAACGGGGAGAAGUACAUAUUCGACAAGCCAGUCCAGAUUUCUUUCAAAAUCAAGACGUUUCCUAAGCUCGAGAGCCUUCUAGACGAGAUAGCGCGCAGCAAGGAGCGGAUCAACAAGACGCUUGUUCGUUACCUUUUCAAGUGGCCUUCCGGUCAGCUGGUAACUGACGUCACGGAUAUUCACGAGGACGACGAGACGACCAUGUACGUCUGCUCCGACAACAUGAAGCUCUACAGAAGGGGGCGCUACGGGGAGACCGGGUUUGCAGGCCCGGGCGACGGUGGUUCUGAUGGAAGCGGACGAAACAGCUACGAGAGCCGCGGAAACGUGAGAUCCAACAAGGUGUCUCCGGUGCGUCGCUCCCGAGUUUCCAUGAACGGCGGCAAGGGCCACCACAUCCAGAUUAUCUCCAACACGAACCGAAACAGCCGUCAGGGGCUCUUUCUGGACCCCAAGAGUAAUCUCCCUUUCGAGGAGAUCUUGCGUAACGUGACCGAGAUGUUGGACAUGGAAAACCCACCCUGCCGCGCCCUGUACAGCCUCAAUCCGCCGUUUAAGAAGGUUGACAGCAUCAGUAGCCUUAAUCGCAUCAUCCCCAUGUACGGCGACACGUUCAUCGCCUGCGGUCAAGAGGAACCCACCCUGCCGACACGCGACGUAUCCCCGGUUCGCAACGGUGGCAAAACACACCGGAUGCAGAACGGUGAGAAAAGACCGAACGGUCAGAAAAAUGAACGCAGGGACCAACAGGGCUCGGAACGGAAGUCAGAGGUUUUUGAGGAUGCAAAAGGAAGAGAAUUUCAGCGUUUCCAGGAGGAGCAAGAUCAAGAAGAGGAGGCCGAAGACGGCGAAGAAGAGGUGGCUCAAACAAACGGCGACUCUCCUAGACAGAGGAGCGCAUCGCCACGAAGAGAACCUCCACAUGCAAGGGAAGACAAGCGCCGUCAGCCUCCUCCAACACAGAAACAGGAAGACGCUUCACUUCAGCGCCGCGUGGAAAAAGGAGCGCAGGGCAAGAAGGCACAGAACGGAAACCAGAAGGUGCAGAAAGCGUCAAUGACGUCGCGAGAUAUGGAACCGGAAGGCAAUGAUCGGAAGAGAAACGGCGUUGGUGAUGGCGCAGACAGUGAAUGGGAGUCCCGCGGAAGUUCCCCCUCGGAGAGAGAGAUGGCGAAGCGAAUAGAGGACAUGGAGGAAAUUAAGAAGGAUUUGGAUGAAGAUGUUGAAUAUUAAGUUAUUAAAAUAUCUCUUUUUUGUUAUUUAUUGUACGUUUUUUAUAUACUGCACAUAUAAAAUGUUUGUUGCAAUUUAUUUCCAGUAAAAUGUAAGACCCUAGUCCAAUACUUCAAUGUUUUGAAGAUCACGUAUUAAUCCACUUUCAAAUAUAUGAAUUAUAAAUGGUCUGGCAUUUAUCCUUAUUGCUAGUAAAAGUUUCGUUUUUAUUUUUCAACAGUUACUAUUCUUUAAAUUAUCUCUAUUAAGCAAUAACUGCAAAGAAUAUAUUUAAUAAAUUAUCAACAUGUCGUCACAAGUUAUUUCGAUCUAACUUGAUGGUAAUUGUUCAAAUAUUGCUUAUUCAGUAAACAUCGUGUACCCCAAUGAUUUAUUUUCGUGGAUUUGAUUGCAAUUUUUGAUAAAAAAAUAUAUAAUUAUCACUUUUUUGCUCAGAGUUGGCAAUACUAUUUCUUUUUAUCUAAAUCUAUAGUUGAAAUAUAUGCUUGAUAAUUGGCAAAUUAAACAGAAACACAUUUCCUAUUUAAAGUGUUUGCUCAAACCAGAAAAUAUUGUUUUUUACAUGUGCCGUAUGAAAAUUACAACUGCGACCUUGAUCAACUGCUGCGUACUUAAAGCACGUGAAUGAGGCAGUUACAACUAUUGCUGGUGAAUGUUCAUGACAUUACACCGAAAUAAAAAAACAACGACAUUUUAAACCAUUUUUUACUUGUACUUUCAUUAAACAUAUUGUUUAAACACAAUAUUGAUAGAAACCUGUUACUUUUUAUUCUUCGUUUAAAUGAUCAUUGUAAAAUACAUUUCACCCUUUUCUUUGUUUUAAAAGAUGCUCUUCAUUUUCUGUUUCAUUUUCACAACUUACAAGCACUUUAACGUGACUAACUUUGCUAAUGGACAGCUUGGGAUUGAAAACUCAACUGAUAAAAGAUUUGUUGGAUAUAUAUAUUUAUUAUUAAAAUGUUUAUCCAUAAAAUUAAUGUGAAAAAUGAAAGAAUUUCAAUUCGAUAGACUGUUUUGCAAUUUCUUGCCAAUGGAUUGACAUUAUUUAAAAAAGCGUGAUAUGAGUCAAUACGUGAACAAAUGUAAGUUGGUUGUUGUGAUGAACGUUAAAUAAAUGGUACCGUUGACACUUUACAAAUGUAUGUUAUCAAAGUGGAUAUAUUUUCUUUUUAUCGUGAUUGUUGUAAAUAAAGAUGGAGGCUUUUGUUAGAAAAAGAAUGUACACACACGCAACAAAACACGAUUAACUUUUUUUGUUAAGAUACGUUAUCUAAGUAUUAUGUAAAAUAUAUUGCAAUUAUUAUUAGAAAAUAAUUCAUUUCAUAUAAUUGUAAACCCGCUCAGAUUUUUAUUUUAAAUUAUGAUAAUUGCUAU
Messenger RNA from Dreissena polymorpha, 3163 nucleotides. RefSeq lists its product as uncharacterized. The record is from RefSeq and is a predicted model, not a curated record. The transcript is spliced from 4 exons. Gene Ontology annotation, biological process: intracellular signal transduction. Lineage: Eukaryota; Metazoa; Mollusca; Bivalvia; Myida; Dreissenidae. Bases 347 to 1789 code for a protein of 480 amino acids.